AUGCAAGCUUGUGCUAAAAUAGCAUCAUUGUUUUCCGUCGUGUAUGUUACUGUACCGUCAAAGGAAGUCGGAAAAUCCAUUGCAAGGUAAUAACGUAUAUACUUAAGUGCAUCGAAAUUUGGGUCAAAAAGCUGCUUAAUUUUGAAUUUCAAUUAAAACGCUUAAACGUAAAACCACUUCUUAAUUUAGAGAAAUAAUUAACUCCAAACUGGCGGCCUGUGUCAAUAUAAUUCCACAAUUGACUUCAAUGUAAGUUUGUAUGUUAGGAUUACUGUUGAGUUUAGAUACGAGUGGGAUGGCGUUGUCCAAGAAGAUGAUGAAUCCAUGUUAAUAAUCAAAACAAAGACUGGGGCUAUCAAAGACCUCAAAGAGUUGGUACUGAAACAUCACCCAUAUGACGUGCCUGAGAUCAUAACUCUUCCAGUAUGUUUAAUAAUGAAAGACCUAGUGGUUUAUAUGAUGACAUGUAUAGUAGCAAUUGUUACAUUAACUUUUUGUUAAAAUACUGUGCUUGUAUUGUAUACGUAUUACUUUUAAAUGUUCAGUAAUGCAAUAAUUUAUUUCUGUACAAUUUAGAUCGAACAAGGCCACGAACCGUAUCUCGAGUGGAUCAACAAGCAAGUAGCCCAAAAUAAAUAG
This is a messenger RNA of Bursaphelenchus okinawaensis, 639 nucleotides long. The record is from the annotation of a GenBank genome assembly. NCBI's taxonomy places the organism in Eukaryota, Metazoa, Nematoda, Chromadorea, Rhabditida, Aphelenchoididae.